Molecule: messenger RNA, 2753 nt
Organism: Bursaphelenchus okinawaensis
Lineage: Eukaryota; Metazoa; Nematoda; Chromadorea; Rhabditida; Aphelenchoididae
Source: the annotation of a GenBank genome assembly
AUGUGGCCCAUACAUAUAUUCUUCUUUACAACACCAAUAUUGCUAAUAUCAGCCUGGAACCCACAUAUUCCGCUGACCGGUCGAGUUUUACCACUCCCACGGAAAAUAACUUAUCAACCAGCAAAUCGGACCGUUUCUCCAGGACAUGUCACAAUUGAUUUUGGUCAUCUGGCCAACAAUGACAUAUUAAAAUUUGCUAAAGAAACAUACGGUAUGUUUUUUGUUAUAUAUAUUUCGGAUAUUUACCAUUAUUAUUCUCUACAGAGUUUUGGUAUACUGUAAAUUUAUUUUUUCAACAGUUUUUGAAUGCUGUAAAUAAUAAAUAGCUACAUUGAACGUUUAAUAUUUCAGAAAACUCGUGGUUUUUUCCAAGAGAACAUAAGCGAGUUGAACAAAAACAAAGCUCAAACGAUGACUUGGUACUAAAAGUAACGGUCAAAAACGUAUUACCGGAUGACAAAGUUUAUCCGCAUGAUCAGAUGAACGAAAAUUGUAAGUCAAUAGUUGUCAGUUUUCCUGAACGCUGAGAAAAGAUGCAUAACAUUUUUUAACCUUGAAAAAAAUAGUUUUGAAAUUAUACUGUAAUAUCAGGUUGUUCAACUAAUUCUGUGCCCCUAACCCCAAAAAUUUUUUUAGGAAGAAGCACGGAAUUAUUUGAACAACCUAAUACAUUGUAAAAAGCUAACAACUAAUUUUAGACACACUAACGGUAUACGAAGACAAGCCUGCCAUUUUAGAAGCCGAUGAAGUUUGGGGUGCUUUGAGAGGAAUUGAAACCUUCAGUCAACUUAUUUUCUUUCAUGAAGACCAGGUAUUCAUGUUUUUGAAAAGACAAUAAAGUUUUGCUUAACUUUAGUUUGUUUUUGUUUUUUUAUAACUUUUGUUUAAUUUUAGUAUUUCAUCCGUACUGCCUACAUCAAGGAUUGGCCUGAAUACGCGUAUCGUGGCCUGUUGAUUGACAGUGGGCGUCAUUUCUUACCUAAAAAUGUUAUUAAACGACAAAUUGUAAGUAUAAACUGCACUACUUGGGCUUAUAUAAAGAUGUCUUUUAAUUCUCUACAUCUACCAAAAUAUAAUUUUUCAAGACUAUGUUCCAUUUAAAAAUCGUACUUACUUGCAAUAUUAUAUUGUACAUAGACAAGUACUAGUUGCUAAAAUCUAGGAUCUUUUGUCACAAAACAAGCUCAACGUUCUUCAUUGGCAUGUAUCGGAUUCUGAAUCCUUCCCCUAUGAUUCAAAACAAUUCCCAGAAAUGACUAAACAAGGUGCUUAUGCUCCAAAGUACGUAUACUCUCCAGAAGACGUUCAAGACAUUGUGGAACAUGCCAGAUUGAGAGGAAUUCGAGUAUUGGCUGAAUUUGACACGCCUGGUAUGUACUGUUGUUUUAUAGCAAGGCGUUAGUUAGGGAGAUGACAGGACGAUGUGUUAGUUGGCAUAAGCUCUGUACAACGAAUGAAAUGUGUCCAGUUAGAUAUUGUCAUUGCUAUGCUUAACUGGAUCACAUAGAGCCAGACAAAGACAUACCAGACUAAUAUGUUCUACAUUUUAGGCCACAUGGCUUCAUGGAGAGGUAUUCCCGGACUGAUGACAAAAUGUGGCGAUGCCGAACCGAAUGUCCUCGAUCCUUCCAAGAACUCUACUUUUGAGUUUCUGGAGAAGUUCUUCACGGAAAUUCACGAAGUUUUCCCAGAAAGCUUUAUCCACCUUGGUGGAGAUGAAAUCGGAUUCUUCAGUAGCUGCUGGUAAUUUUAAUAUUCUACUGCAUACCUAUAUUUUAUUUCUUGAAAACAGGAUUUAUACGUUUAAUAAUAGUGGGGUAGAAAGUAGUUUUCAUUUUUUUGCUUAGGCAGCACAGUGAAGACGUUGUCAAGUUUAUGGAAGAACAAGGAUGGGGUAAAGAUGUGAACAAGUUGGUCAACUACUAUUUUGAUAGGUAAAGUGACAUAUAACGGUAUACUCAUAUAUAUCAUAGUAUUCUUAAAUUAAUAUUUUAAAAAACGAAAACCCAGUCAAUAUUCUCUAAAGAAGUAUCUUUCUUAUAUCUUCUUACCUUCAGGUUCCAAGGGAUAAUUGAAAACAUCUACAACACCAAAGACGGUUCAAAUAUCAUACUUUGGGAGGAAAUCUUUGCAAACAACAACCCCAGACCCAAUUCCAUUGCUCAUGUCUGGUUAAAUCGCGAUUUAGUCCAACAAACCACCAAGAAAGGCCACAGAACAAUCGUAUCCCAAGGAUGGUAUCUUGACCACAUCAACACUGGAGAAGACUGGUCCUACAUGUACUCCAAUAAUCCCCGAUCCUUCAAAGGAACUCCAGAACAAAAAGAGCUUAUUAUCGGUGGAGAAGCUUGUAUGUGGGGUGAAUUCAUCGAUGCUACAAACUUGGAGUCGACUGUUUGGUAUGUAGUCAUUGAACCUAAUUGUACUGGAAAAAGUUAUAGUUUACCAGUUGAAACACUAAAAUUCCUAUAAUAAUUCCAAAUUUCCGUCUUUUAACUACCAAACCAAAAAAGUUAUAACAAAAAAAUGCAGCUGUCAAUCCUCUACAACAAUAUUAUUUUGAUAACUUCUUCAGGCCGCGUGCACAAGCUGUAGCGGAGAGAUUAUGGUCAAAUCCCACUCGUCAUGCUAGUGAUGCAACGGGAUCAAUGUUUGAACAAGUUUGUCGUUCAGUGGGCCGCGGAUAUUACGUUAGACCUCCAUCUGGCCCUGGUUUCUGCCCGUUUACGCUGGAUUUUCCUUUUCCUGCUUAA